Messenger RNA from Abrus precatorius (Indian licorice), 1440 nucleotides. Its product is annotated as caffeic acid 3-O-methyltransferase. The transcript has 4 exons. Bases 68 to 1165 code for a protein of 365 amino acids. Lineage: Eukaryota; Viridiplantae; Streptophyta; Magnoliopsida; Fabales; Fabaceae. Gene Ontology annotation, biological process: methylation. Gene Ontology annotation, molecular function: protein dimerization activity; S-adenosylmethionine-dependent methyltransferase activity; O-methyltransferase activity. The record is from RefSeq and is a predicted model, not a curated record.
CACCACAACUCACAGCAAAACGCUUGUAAUCUAAUUUUGCCCCACAAUCUGAACCAAAUCCUGAAAGAUGGGUUCAACAGGAGAGACCCAGAUAACUCCAACCCACAUUUCCGAUGAAGAGGCAAACCUAUUUGCCAUGCAACUAGCCAGUGCCUCAGUACUUCCAAUAGUUCUGAAAUCAGCCAUUGAGCUUGAUCUCUUAGAAAUCAUUGCCAAAGCUGGCCCUGGCGUUUACCUUUCACCCACUCACAUUGCUUCUCAGCUACCAACCACCAACCCUGAUGCACCCAUCAUGUUGGAUCGCAUAUUACGCCUCUUGGCUUGCUACAAUAUCCUCACUCACUCUCUUCGCACUCUCCCUGAUGGAAAGGUUGAGAGGCUCUAUGGUCUCGCCCCUGUUGCUAAGUACUUGGUCAAAAAUGAAGAUGGUGUUUCUCUUUCUGCUCUUAACCUCAUGAACCAAGACAAAGUCCUCAUGGAAAGCUGGUACUACUUGAAAGAUGCAGUGCUUGAAGGGGGGAUUCCAUUUAACAAGGCGUAUGGAAUGACAGCCUUUGAAUACCAUGGAACAGAUCCAAGGUUUAACAAGGUUUUCAACAAGGGUAUGUCUGAUCACUCUACCAUCACAAUGAAGAAAAUUCUGGAGACCUACCCGGGCUUUGAGGGUCUUAAAUCUCUUGUUGAUGUCGGUGGUGGGACUGGAGCAGUAGUGAACAUGAUUGUCUCAAAGUAUCCCACUAUUAAGGGCAUUAAUUUUGAUUUGCCACAUGUCAUUGAAGAUGCUCCAUCAUAUCCAGGUGUGGAGCAUGUGGGUGGAGACAUGUUUGUCAGUGUUCCAAAAGCUGAUGCUAUUUUUAUGAAGUGGAUUUGUCAUGACUGGAGUGAUGAGCACUGCUUGAAGUUUUUGAAGAACUGCUACGAGGCACUUCCAGAUAAUGGGAAAGUGAUUGUGGCAGAAUGCAUUCUUCCUGUGGCUCCAGACUCAAGCUUGGCCACAAAGGGUGUGGUUCACAUUGAUGUGAUCAUGUUGGCUCACAAUCCAGGUGGGAAAGAGAGAACGGAGAAAGAGUUUGAGGCUCUGGCCAAAGGGGCUGGAUUCAAAGGUUUCCGAGUCCUUUGUUGUGCUUUCAAUACCUACGUCAUGGAAUUUCUUAAGAAGGCUUAAGUACUUUUGGCGUGGAUUCAUGUCAGUUGCAUUUGAUUUUUGAGAUUGUGGUUGUGGUGCUACCUACGAAAGCUUUCCCGGAAAAGUGUAAUUUUCUCUUAAAUACUGUAGGAAAAGAAUAAUAAACAAAGCUCAUUGUAUACUCCUAUAUAUAAAAUAAUGACAAGUUUCAUACUGUCGAUUAUAGUUUUGUGCUUUCUUUUUAAUGCCAUCGCUUUUUCUGUUAAUCAACAGGUUAUUAUCAAUACAAACUUAUAUAGUAAUAAGAUUCCACU